This is a messenger RNA of Metarhizium brunneum ARSEF 3297, 2670 nucleotides long. Its product is annotated as Aminopeptidase 2. The record is from RefSeq and is a predicted model, not a curated record. Gene Ontology annotation, cellular component: cytoplasm. Gene Ontology annotation, biological process: peptide catabolic process; proteolysis. Gene Ontology annotation, molecular function: zinc ion binding; metalloaminopeptidase activity; peptide binding. NCBI's taxonomy places the organism in Eukaryota, Fungi, Ascomycota, Sordariomycetes, Hypocreales, Clavicipitaceae.
AUGUGCAGAGCCCAAGCUGGUGUCGACCAGACCGGCGGCGGUGCCGCUCCUGGUAGCACCCACGGCCGCGAGCUUCUCCCUUCCAACGUCAUCCCCCGCCAUUACCACGUUACUCUCGAGCCCGACUUCGACAAGCUGACCUUUGACGGUACCGUCGUCAUUGACCUCGAUGUUGCCCAAGAAUCCAGCUCCGUCUCCCUCAACACUCUCGAGCUCGACGUCCACAGUUCCAAGCUGUCCGCCGACGGACAGACUGUCGACCAUGCCCCCAAGGUUUCCUUCCAUGAGCCCACCCAGGUCACCAAGUUCGACUUUGACGGCCAUGUCCUUCGCAAGGGCUCCCAGGCUCAGCUCGAGAUCAAAUUCACCGGCCAGCUCAACGACAAGAUGGCCGGCUUCUACCGAUCCACCUACAAGCGCGACGACGGAUCUGAAGGCAUCCUGGCUUGCACCCAGAUGGAGGCUACCGACUGCCGCAGGGCCUUCCCCUGCUUCGAUGAGCCCGCUCUCAAGGCCAAGUUCACCGUCACCCUCAUAGCUGACAAGAACCUGACUUGCUUGAGCAACAUGGAUGUUGCCAAGGAGGAACAAGUCCAGUCCACCAUGAGCGGCACCACCAAAAAGGCUGUUCACUUCAACACCUCUCCCCUCAUGUCUACCUACCUUGUCGCCUUCAUUGUUGGCGAGCUCAACUAUGUCGAGUCCACAAAGUUCCGUGUCCCUGUCCGUGUCUAUGCCCCGCCAGGCCAGGACAUUGAGCAUGGCCGAUUCUCUCUGGACCUUGCCGUUCGAACCCUGGAAUUCUACGAAAAGGUUUUUGGCAUCGAGUUCCCCCUCCCCAAGAUGGACCAGGUGGCCAUUCCCGACUUUGCCCAGGGCGCCAUGGAGAACUGGGGCCUCGUCACCUACCGUGUGGUCGACCUGCUUCUCGACGAGAAGACCAGCAGUGCUGCCACCAAGGAGCGUGUCGCCGAGGUUGUUCAGCACGAGCUGGCUCAUCAGUGGUUUGGCAACCUCGUCACCAUGGACUGGUGGGAGGGUCUCUGGCUAAACGAGGGCUUCGCCACGUGGACUUCAUGGUACUCCUCCAAUGUCUUCUACCCGGAGUGGAAGGUUUGGGAGAAUUAUGUCACGGACAAUCUGCAGUCCGCUCUGUCUCUCGACUCCCUCCGUAGCUCCCAUCCGAUUGAGGUGCCCGUCAAGCGCGCCGAUGAGAUUAACCAGAUUUUCGACGCCAUCUCUUACUCCAAAGGCUCCUGCGUUCUUCGCAUGGUCUCUACUUACCUUGGCGAGGAGACCUUCCUCGAGGGAGUUCGUCGGUACCUGAAGAAGCACGCCUACGGCAACACGCAAACGGGCGACCUGUGGGCUUCCCUCAGCGAAGUCAGUGGCAAGAAUAUUCAAGAAAUCAUGAACGCAUGGACCAAGGAGGUCGGGUAUCCCGUCUUGACUGUUACUGAGAACGGCGCCGACAGCUCCAUUCACGUCAAGCAGAACCGAUUCUUGCGAACUGGUGACACCAAGCCCGAGGAGGACAAGAUUUUGUACCCUGUCUUCCUGGGUCUUCGCACCAAGGACGGCGUCGAUGGCGAAAUUGCCCUCACUGAGCGCGAGAAGGACUUCAAGAUCCCCAGCAAAGACUUUUUCAAGCUCAACGCCAACCACACGGGGAUUUUCCGAACCUCGUACUCGCCUGCUCGUCUGGAGAAGCUCGGCCAGGCUGCCAAGGAUGGCCUCCUCUCUGUCGAGGACCGCGCUGGUAUGAUUGCCGACGCCGGUGCUCUUGCCACUUCCGGGUACCAGAAGACGUCUGGUGUGCUCAACCUACUGAAGGGCUUCGACUCUGAAAACGAGUUUGUUGUCUGGAACGAGAUUGUGGCCCGCCUCGGGGCAAUCCAGAGCGCCUGGGUGUUUGAGGCUGAAGAGGUCACCGAGGGCCUGAAGGCGUUCCAGCGCGACCUGAUCAGCCCCAAGGCGCACAAGCUGGGCUGGCAAUUCUCCGACAAGGACGGCCACAUUGAGCAGCAGUUCAAGGCGGUGCUUUUCGAGGCCGCCGGUCUCAGCGGUGACCAGAAGAUUAUCGACGCCUCCAAGGACAUGUUCAACAAGUUUAUGGCUGGUGACAAGUCGGCCAUCCACCCCAACAUCCGCAAGAGCGUGUUUGCCAUUGCCUUGCGAUACGGCGGGAUUGAAGAGUACGACAAGAUUCUCAACUUUUACCGAUCAUCAACCAACUCGGACGAGCGCAACACUUGUCUGCGCAGCUUUGGGCGCGCCAAGCAGCCGGAGCUCAUCAAGCGCACGCUGGACCUCCUCUUCAGCCCCGAGGUCAAGACGCAAGACGUGUACAUGCCCGUCAUUGGGUUGCGCGCCCACGCAGAGGGAAUCGAGGCCCUGUACAGCUGGAUGGAGGAGAACUGGGCGGCGCUCUACGAGAAGUUGCCGCCGACCCUGCCCAUGCUCGGCUCCAUGGUCAACAUUAUGACGUCUGGGUUCACGACGCAGAAGCAGCUUGAGCGCGUGGAGAAGUUCUUUGGGGCCAAGAACAACAAUGGAUACGACCAGUCGCUCGCCCAGAGCAUAGACGCGAUCCGGUCCAAGAUUUCGUGGCUGUCUCGCGACAAGGAGGAUGUGGCUGGCUGGGUCAAGGCGAAUGGGUACGCCAAAUAG